AUGGCUUCAAAGAUCACAAUCUUCGUCUUGCUUGCUCUCGUCGUCGCUUGUACAAUGAUGGUGAGUAUUCCGGCCGCGGAUGCUGAGCUUGUUUAUCCUUGCAAAACAACUUAUGAUUGCGAAAACUUUCCCUGCUCGGGCCGGUCAUCUCAAUGCAUAAAGGGACAAUGCAGAUGCACCACUUUAUUGACUAAUCAAGCAAAACUUGAAAACCAAAGGACAAUGGAUAAUGCUCAGACAUGCAAGCUGACGAGUGAUUGCGAUCCUCGUAUGAAAUAUUCUUGUCCAUCGGGCUCUUAUAUGUGUGUUAAUGGCCUUUGUACUUGCAUCUAGUCUUAUUGUAAACACACAUAUAUGCAUAUCUCUUGCUUUUACCAUCGUUGGAUGAUUUUCUCAAGGAUGAUAUAAUAACAUGUAUUCAGAAAAAAAUAUUCAAUGGAGUUAUGUUUUGAUGUUUAGAAA
Capsella rubella is the source of this 462-nucleotide messenger RNA. Its product is annotated as defensin-like protein 296. The coding region runs from base 1 to 333 and encodes 110 amino acids. NCBI's taxonomy places the organism in Eukaryota, Viridiplantae, Streptophyta, Magnoliopsida, Brassicales, Brassicaceae. The record is from RefSeq and is a predicted model, not a curated record. The transcript has 2 exons.